Pichia kudriavzevii is the source of this 1545-nucleotide messenger RNA. RefSeq lists its product as uncharacterized. Bases 1 to 1545 code for a protein of 514 amino acids. Gene Ontology annotation, biological process: protein neddylation. Gene Ontology annotation, molecular function: NEDD8 activating enzyme activity. The record is from RefSeq and is a predicted model, not a curated record. Gene Ontology annotation, cellular component: cytoplasm. Lineage: Eukaryota; Fungi; Ascomycota; Pichiomycetes; Pichiales; Pichiaceae. The transcript has a single exon.
AUGAGCAAUGACAAAUACGACCGACAGGUGCGGCUAUGGAACACUGCAGGACAGCGGGCGCUCCAUGAGAGCAGUGUUGCCCUGGUGAACAUCUCUACCCUUGCGGCAGAGGCGCUCAAGAACAUCGUGCUACCCGGCGUUGGCACCGUGACAAUCCUCGACGCGGGAGUCGUGGACGAGACAGAUGUGGCGGCCAACUUCUUCUACACACGGGGGGACCUUGCCAAGAGCAGGGCAGCAGUAUUAGCCUCUGUCUUGCAAGACCUCAACCCAGACGUAUCCAUCCACUACAGAGACUCCAUCCCUCCAGCGGAGGAUGUACACUUUUGGUCCCAAUUCCACUGCGUCCUUUACACCGCCGUGCCGUACCCCCUCGUAGAUGCAUCGGCUCUCUUCAACACUUGCUGGGACAUGGACGUCCCCGUAUGUAAGGUUGGCUCGCUCGGGUUUUACGCAUACUUGAAAAUACAGCUCAGAGAACAUGCCGUUGUUGAAUCCCAUGGGAACAACCUCCAUGAUUUGCGCUUGGACUUUCCCUGGCCGGAACUACAGGCGUACCUUGACAGUGUAGACAUUGACCCCAUCACAAACUCGGAGUACUAUAAGAUCCCCUUCAGUGUGAUCUUGACAAAACUGAAUCAGGAAUACGUCAAACGGCAUGGUACGUCGCCGACAACUAAACAAUUGAGAAAUUCAAUAUUGGACACCUACAAAACUAUGGACGAUCCAAAUGUCCAUGAAGCUUAUAAGAAGGCAUAUCUAAUAAUGAAACAAUCACCUCCGAUAUCGGACAACAUCAAGGAAAUUUUUAGUUAUUUAUCACAUUCACAGUCACAUGCAACAACCCAUUCUUCCACAAAUUCAUUGUACAUCUUCCAAAUAUUAGCUAAAUCAUUGAAAUGUUUCUAUGAAGAAUUUGGUGUCCUCCCUAUUAGUGGUGUUUUACCCGAUAUGGAAUCAGAUACUAAUGCUUACCUAACUCUGAAAAAAAUUUAUCUUGAUAAAUUCAAUUCCGAUAAAUCCUAUAUCCGAAACAAGGCAAUUACUUUAAUUGAUCAACAGGACGGCGAUUCCUCGCUAUUAUCCGAUGAUACUCUGGUUACUUUUGUGAGAAAUGCUAGAUAUCUGAAAAUCAUAACAGGCACAAAAAUUGACAAAGACUCUCAAAUUUUGCAGUUCUUCAGAUCUCUAGGUGAUGAAUCUCUGAAACUGAAGGCUUUGAUCUAUCUGGCGUUUCUCAUUGUUGAACAGUUUGCACGCCUUCAUGGAGACUGGCCAACAUGGAACAACCGCUCUGAGCUCCGGGCCCUAUCGAUUUCAAUCCUGUGUAAUGACAAUAACAUUGAUUCAUACCCAGAAAAUCUCGAUAAGAUACUAGAUGAGUUAUGCAGAGCUUUCGGUAAUGAGUUACAUAACAUAUCCGCCAUUUUUGGCGGUGUCGUCGCCCAAGAAGUCAUCAAACUACUAACAAAUCAGUAUGUGCCUGUAGACAAUUGUGUUGUCUUGGACGGUAUACUUGGCAAAACUUCAACGUUUAAACUUUAA